Messenger RNA from Exophiala dermatitidis NIH/UT8656, 2148 nucleotides. RefSeq lists its product as uncharacterized. The transcript is spliced from 4 exons. The coding region runs from base 1 to 2148 and encodes 715 amino acids. Gene Ontology annotation, molecular function: 5'-3' DNA helicase activity; ATP hydrolysis activity; RNA binding. NCBI's taxonomy places the organism in Eukaryota, Fungi, Ascomycota, Eurotiomycetes, Chaetothyriales, Herpotrichiellaceae. The record is from RefSeq and is a predicted model, not a curated record.
AUGGCGACAAUGACUGGGAAACAUACCGUCCUGCCACCAUCGGCAUUUCUCGCCACACUGAUCUCAUUACUCUCUAUUGAGCAAGACGCUGAGGUUGCCGAGACCACUCUCCUCCUGUCAUCCACGCCACCCAGCACCCUUGCACGUGCAGGCCUCGCGAUUCUCAGCUUGUCAAUACAGUCCCUGAAGACCGGGCUCGGCGGCCGUUCAGUGGUGGAACUUGGACUCGACUCUGCCGUCAUUAACAAGGAUUCAAAGGGUGAAUUGCCCGAACAUGGAAUCCGCACGGGCGAUAUUGUCAGGCUUGGGGAGAUGCCCAAGGGCACGGCCAAGAAGAAGGAAGUCAAUGAAUUGAAAGGCAAAGGGGUCGAAGGUGUGGUAACGAGAGUUGGCGAGAGAGCCGUCUGGGUCGCCCUGGGCAAGGAAGGGGGAAGUGAUGAUGUCGAAGCCGUGCCUGAUGGGAAGCUAUGGUUGGUCAAGCUUGCAAACGAUGUCACUUUCAAAAGGAUGAAUCAAGCAUUGACAAAGCUGCUCAAAACACCUGAAUCGUCAUACACCCUUUUGCAGCGUGUGCUUUUGGGCCUGUCUUCUCCAGGCGCACCGGACCCACAACAAGCCAAGGACAUCGUGUUUCACGAUGCCACCCUCAAUGAUUCGCAACAAGAUGCCGUUCGAUUUGCGCUUUCUUCGCCAGAGAUCGCUCUGAUCCAUGGCCCGCCUGGUACAGGCAAGACAUACACGUUGAUUGAAUUGAUCUUGCAAUUUCUUAAGCAGGGCCAGCGGGUGUUGGUCUGUGGACCCAGCAAUAUCAGCGUGGAUAAUAUCGUUGAAAGGUUGGCAUUAACGGCCCCCAAUGUCCCCAUUGUUCGACUAGGCCAUCCAGCCCGCCUCUUGCCUAGCGUUUUGAAUCAUUCUCUGGAGAUUCUUACCCGAACUAGCGAGGCUGCAGAAAUCGUAAGUGAUGUGCGAAAAGAAAUGGACGAAAAGCAGGCCUCCAUAAGAAAAACCCGCAAUGGCCGUGAACGCCGUGCGAUAUAUGCCGACCUCAAGGAAUUGAGAAAGGAAUACCGUGAGCGGGAGGGAAGAUGCAUAGAUGGCCUCGUGAAGGGCAGUAAGGUCGUCCUGUCAACACUACAUGGUGCCGGUAGCCAUCAAUUGCGCAAUGAGCAGUUUGAUGUCCUGGUCAUCGAUGAAGCUAGUCAAGCCAUGGAGCCCCACUGCUGGAUUCCCCUGGUCUUUGGUGGUAAUGGCAUAAAGAAGCUGGUGUUGGCAGGCGAUCAUCUGCAGUUGCCUCCAACCGUUAAAAGUGCUGACAAUAAAGACAACAAAGCAGACAAGAAAGCCAAGAUCAAAAGCUUAGAGGAUGAGCUGGCGAAGCUCUCCAUCAAGGAUGAAGAAAUCAAAGCGGCGAAGAACUGGUCUUUGGAAACGACCAUGUUUGACCGACUUUUGGCAAUUCAUGGUUCUGGCAUCAAGAGACUGUUGAACACGCAGUAUCGUAUGCACGAGAAGAUCAUGCGUUUCCCCAGUGAUGAGUUGUAUGACGGAAAACUGGUUGCAGCAGACGCAGUCAAGGCACGACUUUUGAAAGAGCUGCCUUACGAGGUGCAGGCAACCGAAGACACCACCGAACCCUUGGUAUUUUUUGAUACCCAGGGAGGGGAUUUUUCCGAAAAGACUGAAGAUGAUUCAGGCGGCCAGGUGCACAAAUCCGUUUUGCUCGGCGAUAGUAAGAGCAAUGAAACGGAAGCAGCUGUGGCCGCGAUGCAUGUGACACAUCUCAUAGAGGCUGGUGUGAAAGAAGAGGACAUCGCAAUUGUGACACCGUACAAUGCACAGCUUGCCAUUCUUAGCUCUCUACUAAAGACAAGGUAUCCCAACAUUGAACUUGGCAGUGUGGAUGGAUUUCAGGGACGUGAGAAGGAAGCGGUUGUUGUAAGCCUGGUCAGAAGCAAUGCUGAGCAGCAGGUUGGAUUCCUGGCCGAAAAACGGAGAUUGAACGUGGCUAUGACACGACCGAAACGACAUCUGUGCGUGAUCGGUGAUUCAGAGACAGUGUCCAGGGGUAGUCCAUUUCUUAAGAGGUGGAUGAAGUUCCUCGAGGACAAUGCUGAUCUCAGAUACCCUAACCUUCAGGACCUGGAAUAG